This is a messenger RNA of Rotaria sp. Silwood2, 666 nucleotides long. The record is from the annotation of a GenBank genome assembly. Lineage: Eukaryota; Metazoa; Rotifera; Eurotatoria; Philodinida; Philodinidae.
AUGUCUUGUUCUCCUAAUAUAGGUAGUGUCGACCUUGAAUCUGUACUUAAUGUUAGUCGACGAGCAUUAUCAUCAAUUGAUGAAACAAGUUUACCUUAUCAACAUUAUCGAUAUACAGAUACAGUUUAUUUAAAACGUGAAGGUAAUUCUAAUUCAUUAUUUUCAAUUGAUUCUAAAAUACUUAUUUUCGGUGAAUUACAAUUUCUAUGCAAUAUAUUUGAACGUUAUAAAUCGACUAUAACUGUUUAUGAGAAUUCAAGUGAAUCAGAUUCGAAUAAAGCAAAUUUAUCAGUCACCUCUAAAGAAAAUAAAACUAUUGAUGAGAAUGAUACGAAUGCAUCAAACAUUGUUUCAACAGGUACUACAAUUAGACGUAAAUCUAUAAGUACGUUUGGACAUUCACAAAGGGCUCCUUCAAUAACUGGUGAUUAUUCUGGACAACGUCUUGAAGGUAAACAUUAUGGUUGCAUUGAAUUACCAGAAAUGAAUUUGAUUGAGAUCCUUGAAAUACUUCUACGUACUGGUCUAGAAUUAGUCCAUGAAUUGAAUGAUUAUGAUGGAGAAAAUGUUCUUCAUCAAAAUUUUAUUUUUUCAAAACGACUUUCCAUGUCACAAAAAUCUGGACAAUCACUUCAUUCAAGACGAUCAUCAUUUCUUGGCACUUAA